Molecule: messenger RNA, 3073 nt
Organism: Acipenser ruthenus (sterlet)
Lineage: Eukaryota; Metazoa; Chordata; Actinopteri; Acipenseriformes; Acipenseridae
Product: carbohydrate sulfotransferase 9-like
Exons: 4
Coding region: 225-1442 (405 amino acids)
Biological process (GO): carbohydrate biosynthetic process; proteoglycan biosynthetic process
Cellular component (GO): membrane
Molecular function (GO): sulfotransferase activity
Source: RefSeq, a predicted model, not a curated record
CAUUUGCGGAUCUUUUUGUUUGUUUGUUUGUUGAUAAUCUAAUAUAGGGUUGUGGAGACUGAUUUUUGUUAACAAGCGGAACUGCUACAAAUGUGAAGAUUUUGGAUCAGACAAGUCUCUGACGCUAUUGUUGUUUCUACGUUAACAGCGGUAUGUUAAACGUGUCCUUGUCCCUGUUUUUCUGACACUUCGAGGAGGAAGUUGCUAUACCUUUUUUCAGGCCCAUGGAUCCCAAGCAAGUGUUUCUGUCCUUGCUGACAUUUGGAGUCACUGGUCUGGUCCUCUUCAUGUACCUGCAAGCUAGGGUUCAUGGUUCACACCCCGAAGGGUUGAAAUAUAAACUGGAGCAAGUGCCCAUGCAUCAGGGCAUUGCUUCUCGGAUUGAUGAAAACAAGCCCCCUGGAUUGAUACAUGGAAACAUCAGUCAGCAACAAGGAGACAUUACUUAUAGCCCAGAGCACAAACUCUACACCUUUAAUAAGGACACUGGUCAUGUUCAAAGAAGACAGGUGGAACAGCAGCAAAGGUGGAGCUUGCUCCUAAAACAAAUUGUGCACCCACUGAAUCCUUCCAAAUCACCAAACUCACUCAACAACAGUCUGUUUGAAGAUUCACAGUGGAUAGGGACACACAAGGUCCAAGCAAAGCGAAGAUCUUUUCUUGAAAGCUUCUGCAAAAAAUACAAUGGCAACCCACGACCCACGACUAAUCUCAGCCGGAUGGUAUCCCGAAUAUACGUGGAGGAGAAACACAAAAUCCUGUACUGUGAGGUUCCUAAAGCAGGCUGUUCUAACUGGAAGAGAACACUGAUGGUUCUGAGUGGUCUUGCUCCUUCAAUAGAUAAGAUCUCACAUGAUGCAGUGCAUUAUGGGAGUCACCUCCAUAAACUGGACAACUUUGAUGUUAAAGGUAUCUACGAACGCCUUGACUCUUUCACCAAAGUCAUUGUAGUCAGGAACCCGAUGGAAAGACUGGUGUCUGCCUUCCGGGACAAAUUUGAGCACCCAAAUAAUUACUACCACCCUGUUUUUGGAAAAGCUAUUAUUAAGAUGUACAGAAAGAAUGCCACUCAAGAGGCUUUGACCACCGGGUCAGGGGUUACAUUUAAAGAAUUUGUGCAGUAUCUGUUGGACUCCCAGCGUCCAAUGGGUAUGGAUAUUCACUGGGAGACAGUCAACAAGCUAUGUUUUCCCUGUAUAAUAAAUUAUGAUUUUAUUGGGAAAUUUGAGACACUUGAAGAAGAUGCCAACUACUUCUUAAGAUUAAUAGGGGCUCCGGAGGAUCUAAAGUUUCCUGCUUUUAAAGAUAGACAUUCAACUGAUGAAAGGACUACAUCUUCAGUAGUUAACCACUACAUGCUACAACUGUCCCCUGCAGAAAGACAACUGGCCCAUGACUUCUAUCUUUUGGACUACCUAUUGUUUAAUUAUACAAGGCUUUGAGUAUAAUCAAAACUACACUGUUUUAUUGUAAUAGUUUCAUGUAUUUUGUGACACUGUUUUCACAAUACCUCUGCCAAAAUCGUUUGAACAGCCAUGAGUAAAUACUCCUGUGUCUGCUUCAGGACUACACAGCAUUGAGAGCAAAGCUGCUCUGGCCCUCCUCAAAACCAGCACCAGGCCCUGAGAGGCUACGGGAAUUGAAGAAAUUAUGCUGCAUAUGUGGCAAAACACAAACCAGUGUUUGCUAUCAACACCCAUUGAUUCCAUGAGCAAGUGUGUUGUGGAAUCUAGUGCCACUCAUCAGUGAAAAAGUUGUCCUUUUAGUAAUGACUACAUGAGUCACAAUUGAAACCUGUCUUCCAGCUGAGUGAUUUACAGGGAUCUAUAGAAUGACAGCCUGUAAAAUAUAAAUAGGGCUUCUGUUUUUCGGGUUUUAUUAAUUUUAUUUUUUUCGGUGCUUAUUUUUAACUAUUUUCGAGUUUUAUGUAAAUCAGUUUUUCUGGGCUUUUGUUUUUGAUAUACUGUAUGAAAUGAGUGUUUUUGGUUACUUUCAAAAAUGCUUGAGCGUUAUUUUUUCUGUCAAAAUAUGUAUAGUAGUAACUCGACAGUACUUGCACACUUAAGUUAUACCUUCUUUCCUUUGCUGUCUUCCACAAUGGAAUCCUUAUGGUCAUGGGCACAUUCUUCUGGGGGUUUUGUGUGUAGGCAUUUUUGUACAUUUCGCCACAGUUUUAAGUCCUCCGUAUGUUAACUGUAAUACAGUUUUAAAUCCCGCUAACAAGCCUUCAUCCUGGUUGUAAUCUCGUUUUAAAUCUCGCAAGCAGAGUCUCCAAUAGAAAUCUAGGAAUGCUGUCACUCAGUAGUUGGGGCGGGUUUAAAGUAUUCACAACGAAUCAAUGAAAGCUACAAGCCAGGGAGGCGGGACAUUGUCCAGCAGCACUAGGAAAUGUAUUUAUUAUUAUUUUUGUAGUAGGUUUUAUUUUUUUAAUGUGAAAAGGGUAAAGUCAACGUGAAUCGAUUAACCAUUUCCACAGUUUUUCUGGUGUUUUCCGGUGUUUAUUAGCUAUCCAACGAUUUAAUUAUUUUUGUAUCAGGGGUGUUUUAUUUGGUUUUAUUGGUUAAAACCAAAAAAUCAGAAGCCCUAAAUAUAAAUGUAUUAAUAAAAGUUGGAUUACAUUCUCCACAGCCUCAAACACGCAGUCACAAAAUCUUCUUUAACACUAAAAUAAACUAUUGUAUAUAUCAGUAAACAGAUGUUUUAACAAGUCUGUCUUCUUCAGUUUUCUGUUUGUGCAAUGGUCUGUGUUUAUAGUUAUGUACCACAUAGUUUUAUUUUUUUUAUUAAUAUAUUGUGAUUAUGCCCAAAGCUAUAGUAUUCUUUUUUUAAAUUCUUUUGAGGCUUUUGAGAAUGUGUAUGUUUUAAAUAAAUUAUUUGAACCUAUUUGUAAUGCUAAUAAUGCUAAUCAUUUUACCAAUCAGUCGUAAAUUCCCUGCUGUGUUCAUUUUAUUGGCUAUAAUAUGUCUUGCAUAGGUACAUUUGAAGUUUACCUGUGUGCAUACAAACUUAUGAAUUGUAAUGAAAUGUUAUUUAGAACCCUGUGUAAUGAUCUUAGAAUUCUAAAUAAUACUGG